CGCAUGCGCUCCUUCCCACGUGCGAAAGCCCGAGACUCGUGGAGUCGGGGGCGCCGCAGACUGCCGGGGCCGCGCGACUAGGACGCAGGCAUGAAGCCGGGCUUCAGCCCCCGUGGUGGUGGCUUUGGUGGCAGAGGAGGCUUUGGUGACAGAGGCGGUAGAGGAGGAGGUCGAGGAGGCCGAGGUGGCUUUGGCGGUGGACGGGGAGGUUUUGGUGGAGGCCGAGGUCGAGGCGGAGGUGGUGGCUUCAGAGGCCGAGGAGGCGGAGGAGGAGGCGGACGAGGUGGAGGCUUCCAGUCUGGGGGCAACCGGGGUCGAGGUGGUGGCCGGGGAGGCAAAAGAGGAAACCAGUCAGGGAAGAAUGUGAUGGUGGAACCACACCGGCAUGAAGGCGUCUUUAUCUGUCGUGGAAAGGAGGAUGCUCUUGUCACAAAGAAUCUGGUCCCUGGAGAGUCUGUGUAUGGAGAGAAGAGAGUCUCUAUUUCAGAGGGAGAUGACAAGAUUGAAUACCGAGCCUGGAACCCCUUCCGCUCCAAGCUGGCAGCAGCAAUCCUGGGCGGUGUAGACCAGAUCCACAUCAAGCCUGGGGCCAAGGUGCUGUACCUUGGCGCAGCCUCGGGCACCACCGUCUCCCACGUGUCUGAUAUUGUCGGCCCGGAUGGUCUAGUCUAUGCAGUUGAGUUCUCCCACCGCUCUGGCCGUGACCUCAUCAACUUGGCCAAGAAGAGGACCAACAUCAUCCCCGUGAUCGAAGAUGCCCGGCACCCACACAAGUACCGCAUGCUUAUCGCAAUGGUGGAUGUGAUCUUCGCUGAUGUGGCCCAGCCAGAUCAAACCCGGAUUGUAGCCUUGAAUGCCCACACCUUCCUACGGAAUGGAGGACACUUUGUGAUUUCCAUUAAGGCCAACUGCAUCGACUCCACGGCCUCAGCAGAAGCUGUGUUUGCGUCUGAAGUGAAGAAGAUGCAGCAGGAGAACAUGAAGCCGCAGGAGCAGCUGACACUGGAGCCCUACGAACGGGACCACGCUGUGGUUGUGGGCGUGUAUAGGCCGCCUCCCAAGGCGAAGAACUGAAACUCUGAGCUGUCUGGAGCAGGAAGAACUGUGUUGUUACUGUUGCACGUGUGCUUUUGUUUUUUGUUUUUUUGUUUUUCUAUUAAAAGACUCCUCUGUCUCCCCUG
Messenger RNA from Psammomys obesus (fat sand rat), 1181 nucleotides. RefSeq names its product fibrillarin (gene Fbl). Gene Ontology annotation, biological process: box C/D sno(s)RNA 3'-end processing; rRNA methylation. Lineage: Eukaryota; Metazoa; Chordata; Mammalia; Rodentia; Muridae. The record is from RefSeq and is a predicted model, not a curated record. The transcript has 9 exons. Bases 91 to 1074 code for a protein of 327 amino acids. Gene Ontology annotation, molecular function: RNA binding; rRNA methyltransferase activity; histone H2AQ104 methyltransferase activity. Gene Ontology annotation, cellular component: nucleolus; box C/D methylation guide snoRNP complex; small-subunit processome.